GCGCUCGUAAGUGGCUGACUGUGACUCAGUGUGAGACAAGCCAGUUACUGCACCAUACUUCUGCUUUACUCUCAGUGUUCCAUUGCUACUUUAAUUUUGUUUUGUUUUCUUUAAUUUUAUUUUUAAAAUAUGCCAAAACAAAAGGAAGAACACUCGUUCCAGUUUCCUUCUUGUACUACAUUGAAGGAUUAUAUAAUCUUCUCCGGCCUGCUUAUUUAGUUUGUAGUCUAUUCUGGAUUUAGUUUGUUUGCUUGGAAACAGGUUCCACACCUUUUUACAGAGUUUUGACAUGAAGCCUGCGACAAGAGCUAUAAUUUUUUGAGGUCAGUACUUAACCUUUACUCGGUUCGCAUGAGUCCCUGUCUUCAGAGGAGAAAGAAGUUUGGCGCCAUUGAAUUCUCUAGCAUUGCCAUAAAAUACUUUGCUCUUUCCGGCCUCAACUGGUUUUGUGAAACUGCAAAGUUACCGCAGAAUUUUAUUUUUGACAGUUCCUGUGCUGUGGCGGGUUAGUGAAGGGAGGAACUCUCCCUGACCUAGUCGUCAUGAAAAUUAUGCCCCAACAAAAUGAACUGGUCUUCCAGUUUGUCACCAGUGGGAUAGACGACAUGAACGAGCUGGAUGACCCAUCCAUAUUCCCAGCAGUCAUUGUGGAGCCAGUGCCGACAGCCGACCCAAUGCAGGUCUACUCAGGCCUGGAAUCAGACGAGGUGCCCAGUAACAUCAUGGCUGAAAGUUCUCUGGGUGCCGCAGAGGAGCAGAUGGUGAAAGGUGACCUCGGACUGUCAGAAGAUGCAUGUGCUGACACUGGAGGGAACAUGGAGGCUGCAGAAACUCUACUAAAUAUGGAGCCACCUAACAACAUUUUGGAUGAAAAGCGUCUAAGUACGUUUUUUAAUGUUCAUUCUUUCGUCUCUGGGAUGGAUUCUGAACUUGGUUACAUCACAUUGCAAUCAGAACAUCUAUGCACUAAGGGUGUAGAUGAAGAGUUCUUGGAUGAAGUACCACAGAAGAAUAUUUCCAAACAACAACGGAAAAGCAAAGCGCGUAAAGCCAGAGUGCUGCGGCCAUGCUCUCCCAUCAUAAACCCCAGCCUGCCGCUCAAGAAGAGAAACAGAGAGGGCAAAGGAAACACUGUCUACCUGUGGGAAUUCCUCCUGGCCCUGCUGCAAGACAAAAAUACCUGUCCCAGGUACAUCAAGUGGACACAGAGGGAGAAGGGCAUCUUCAAGUUAGUGGACUCCAGAGCGGUGUCGCGGCUGUGGGGCAAACACAAAAACAAACCUGAUAUGAACUAUGAGACUAUGGGGAGGGCACUCAGGUACUACUACCAGCGAGGGAUCCUCGCCAAGGUCGAGGGCCAGAGACUGGUGUACCAGUUCAAGGAGAUGCCGACAGACCUGGUUGUCAUUGAAGAUGAUGAAAAUCUUGAAGCAGAAUAUGUCCCAGGCCAUAGAGGGAAUAGUGUGACAUCUCAUGGAAGGGCCAUCAACCAUGGGGCCUCCCGGCCUGAUCCAGGAAAAGCUGGAGAGAAGCUGCUGAGGUCUGCAAGGAGGAAACGGAGUCCCAACCAGAGGCACCUGGAUGAGGAAGACUGCCGAGCAGAACGUGGGCUGCAGCCAAACCAGGAUGCUUCUGCUCCAGCCACUGUGCAAAUGCCGAAGACAAUCAGUGUACCCGGCUCUGUUCAGGCCACAGUGCCCAUGGUGCUUACAUCGCGCUCCCAGGACGAUGGCAUGGUCACCCUGCAAACUGUACCCAUCUCUGCUGUUUUGGCCAAUGGGGGUGCGAGCCUUGCAUCCACACAGAGGCUCAUACUGCGCCCGAUGCCUUCCCACAUGCCCACAGCCAAGGAUGUGCUGGCUUUCCCAGCAUCCACAGUGGAUGUUCUCUCUGAUGACCCUCACUCCCAACAGCUACUGUUCACCACCCUGUGCUCUUCUAGCGAGGAACUGGUUGGCCCUGUGGCCCAGUCAGCCUCUCUAAGCAGCCUCAGCCGCCUGGUUAGCCUCAACGCCAGUGGGCAGGUAGCAGAGGCCAGUGGACAAUCUGAACUGGUGAUUGCAGCAGUGCUGAAAGAUGGUGAGAUGCAGGACCUGCAGAUCAAAGAGGACAUUUUGGACCCAAAGUACUUUCAGACACCGGGCCGUCGCACAAACUCCUCGGAGAAUGAGACCAGGGAUGGUGCAGGGGUCUCCCCGGAGGAUGUCAUGGCUGGUCACGCUCUGAAGGCAGAGCCAGAGGCCUUGGCGACUGGGGCCCCGAGGGAAUUAGCAGGCGCUGAGAAGCGGAGCAUCAUGCUGCUCAGCAGCUUGACGGAGGGCCUGACUCCUGUGAAGGUGCUGGAGGUCCAAGGAGAAGCCACACGUCGGCCCGAGCGCCAGAGGAAGGAGACUGAAGCCUUGCAGCAGAGCCUCCCGGUCAUUCCUGCUUCUGUUCACAUGGCUGCAUCUCAUUUCAGUCUGGAUCAGGUCCAGACGUAGAACAAACCCCGGUACCGUGCGCCAAAUGCACAACAUGUACAGGAAACAAUCCAAAAACAUAAUUUCUCUAGCAAUCUGCCCUUUCUUUCCUACAGAAGGGAAUAAAUAACUUAUUGCUUUUAAAAAGGCAUACAAUCCAGCCUUAAAAUGUAUUUGCUCAUAUAGUGCCUACAUUUGAAAUUAAGAAUUGAUUUCUCUUUUACUUUUUAAUGUUAAUUAUUACCUUCAGGGAGGGUAGCAGGAUAUACUCUGACUGAUUGCUCCCAUAUUACACUGAAUAAGAUUUUUUUUUUUAAACCAGGUUGUAUCUAUGAGUGCUAGUUAAAUGCACCGUCUCCUAGGCGGCACAUUUCAUUAAACUCUCUGCUUGAGCACUUUCUGAGUGGAUUGUGCUAUAUGGUGCAGUGAUGGAGAAAAAGAAAACGAAAGUGACAGACUGGGUAAAGUGACACAAGGUGUCAUGAAAUGCCUGGAAUAAAAUAUAAAUGUGUCACCUAUAGCAUGCCCAAAAGAACCUUCCACACGGAAAUGUUUGUUUCUAGUAUGAUGUCAGCGCCAGACAGCCCAAGUAGUCAGAACUAAUUUCUGGCUUUUAGAGAAAAGAAAUGGUGCAACCAUAAUUUGUCUGGAAGGUAGUUAGAAAUUCUGAGGAGGAGGAAGCUGUACUCCUGACAGUCAUGCACUGUAAUCUGUUUUUCCUGAAAGCACUUGCUUUAUAUGUCUUGUGAAUUUUGUGAAAUUGAUCACUAAUGUCUCUGUGAUUCCAAACAUCUGGAGAUCUGUGCCAAUUCCUAGGACAUUCCAGGAUUGUUUGGCAUACUUAGGCUGUCUGGUGAGGAAUAUUAUCUCAAAGAGAUAUAAAAAUUCACACUGUGUUAGGGCCCCUGAUCCACUGCUCACCUAAUUGCUUGUGUCAGUGAGGUAAAUUCCCAUGAGAAUGGCCUGGUCUGUCCAUGAAGAUAUGAAUUUAAAGCUGAAGACUUCCAGCUUAAAUUACUGGUUGAAGUCACAGUGAGAGCUUUAAAUAUUUUUUAUAAAAAAAGACAAAUAUAUGGGGGGGGGGUUCAUUUUUGUCAGGUUGCAAAUAUAUUUAUUUGGGUAUUGAAUGAUAUAAAGUAUAUUUUAAUAGUACAUUUUAUUUUUUCAAAAUAUAUAGAGGAAAUGAAUGUAAGGACAUGUGCAUGAAUAACAUUCCACAUUAUGAAAAUAUUUUUAAAUAUUCAUCACAAUUACGUGCAAAUGAAGCAUAAAUUCAGGGAUUUUUAUGUGGCGGAUUCUUAUUUGCUAAAUAUCUCUUGACAUUUGUAUUGCAGGUGUCUUUUCCAGCUUUAUACGACAGGAAUAACUUUACAGUUUUAUGUGACAGUGAUGAUAUGAACUGUAAAAAUGGCCUCGUAAUUCGGUAGGACGAAAAAAGAAUUCCAGUUGAUAAGUAUCCAUAUCCUUCACUGGUUUAAGUUUCUGAAGUGUAGGUCGGGUUAUAUGGCUUGAGUUGGACUGUUCAGCAUGUCGGUUGAAAGACAGGGUACUAGGCUCUCGGUGGGGGCUGCAAAUCCAAUGAGAGCUUCAGUGUACGUCGACUGCUAAAUUUGUUGCAAGAAAGUGUGGGCUGGCAAUUUAUUUUAUUUUUUGGAGAGAACCAGUUAAACUUACAUGCUUCAACAUACCAAAAUAUAUGUCAUUUCAAACAUACAUUAUAUUCAAAGUAGUGGCAAUGGUUGAAAUACCUUGCAUGCAGACAUGCCAUCUGCUAAUGUCUCCUAACACUCAGGUAGAAUGGGUACGACAUGAGCUUUUUUAUCAAAGCCUUAGUACAGCACUGCUCUUCAAUCAAAACUCAUGACUGAGAGCUUUGUAAUCUUCAGGGUAGCAUGUUUGUGGCACCAUGGCGAUGUCAUGGUAACAAGCGUCAGCUCUGAUUGAAGUGUGCUCCUAACACAAAGGCAUUUCCUGCACACUCAGACUAUAGCGUCUAGGCUGCUGCAGAGCUCUCACGUCUGUCUUCUCUGUCAUCGCUCAAAGAUGUAAUGCUGUUUUCUUUAAUGUGCUCACCAGAAUUUGCAAUCAAGUAUCGGAAGUAACGAUUUUUAAAAGAGAAAUUAAAUAAAAGAUGUCUCUUUAAGAAGUACACGAAAAGUGUGAAUAUGCUGAAAUUGCUGUGAAAUAUAUUGCUGAUUGUGUGUCACGGAGAAAUGCCAGGAUACUUUUCCAUUAUGUUUGUCAUUAUUACUGUCAUUUUCAGAUUUCUGUAUCCUCCUCAAAAAUGUUGUUUACAGCAAGAAAAUAAAUCAUUCAAACCAUG
Messenger RNA from Paramormyrops kingsleyae, 4782 nucleotides. Its product is annotated as ETS-related transcription factor Elf-1-like. Gene Ontology annotation, cellular component: nucleus. The record is from RefSeq and is a predicted model, not a curated record. Gene Ontology annotation, molecular function: sequence-specific DNA binding; DNA-binding transcription factor activity, RNA polymerase II-specific. Lineage: Eukaryota; Metazoa; Chordata; Actinopteri; Osteoglossiformes; Mormyridae. Gene Ontology annotation, biological process: cell differentiation; regulation of transcription by RNA polymerase II.